This is a messenger RNA of Penicillium salamii, 1359 nucleotides long. The record is from the annotation of a GenBank genome assembly. Lineage: Eukaryota; Fungi; Ascomycota; Eurotiomycetes; Eurotiales; Aspergillaceae.
AUGAAUGAGAACGAUGAGAAUGGACCCUCGGCACGCGUCACCCGGGCCAAGAGCGCCGCCCUGACCACCGAUGCUGCUGGAGCUAAGAAGGCCAUGGGAGUGAAGCGAGCCACCACAACCACAACCACCGGGGCUACACGCGCCCGCCCCGCCCUGGGAGAUGUCAGCAACGUCAACAAGACCGAGACUGUCGAAGCAAAGGCUGGCAAGAAGCCAGCUGCCAGCAAAGCCGGACUGACAUCCAAGGCAACUGCUCACAGUGGAGGAAUUCAAAAGGUCAGCCGUACCAGUUCUGCUCGCACAUCGAACCGACCUCCUCUCGGGCCCCGCGAUUCCAACAAGAAGUCCAACGCCACUACACACAAGCGCCCUCCCAGCAAGGAACGGUCUACCCAGGAUCAGGAGCCACCCCGCAAGAAGCCCGAGCUGGAAAGCAAGCCCCCCGCGAUUCCCGAGGAUGAUGUGAAGAUCAUUAAGCCGGCCCCGCAGGCAUUCCAAGAUGCCGUGCAAGAUCUGGACACUGAGGACCUGGAUGACCCAUUGAUGGCUGCUGAAUAUGUUGUGGAAAUCUUCGAUUACCUGAAGGAUCUCGAGAUCAUGACCUUGCCAAACCCCGAGUACAUCGACCACCAACCUGACCUUGAAUGGAAGAUGCGUGGUAUCCUUGUCGACUGGUUGAUUGAAGUGCACACCCGUUUCCGUCUCCUUCCUGAGACUCUCUUCCUUGCUGUCAACAUCAUCGACCGUUUCCUGUCUGCCGAGGUCGUCGCCCUGGACCGCCUCCAACUCGUCGGAGUUACCGCCAUGUUCAUUGCCUCCAAGUACGAGGAGGUUCUGUCCCCCCACGUCGCCAACUUCAGCCACGUCGCCGACGAGACCUUCUCUGAUAAGGAAAUCCUCGAUGCUGAGCGUCACGUUCUUGCCACCCUCGAGUACAACAUGAGCUUCCCCAACCCCAUGAACUUCUUGCGCCGUAUCUCCAAGGCCGACAACUAUGAUAUCCAAACCCGCACUCUCGGAAAGUACCUGAUGGAGAUCAGUCUUCUCGACCACCGCUUCAUGUGCUACCCUCAAAGCCACAUCUCUGCUGCCGCCAUGUACCUCGCUCGUCUCAUCCUUGAGCGUGGAUCCUGGGAUGCUACCCUUGCCCACUACUCUGGCUACACUGAGGAAGAGAUUGAGCCCGUCUUCCAGCUCAUGGUUGACUACCUUCACCGCCCUGUCUCCCACGAAGCCUUCUUCAAGAAGUAUGCUAGCAAGAAGUUCCUGAAGGCUUCCAUCUUGACUCGCCAAUGGGCCAAGAAGUACCACCACAUGUACGUCGACGCAGCCGACUCGCUCGUCAAGGACGAGCAGUAA